AGCGAGCUCCUUCCUACGUCACAUGCUUGCAUCCCCAGGCGGCGACCGUCACCUCUGUCUUCUAACCAUAGCAAAUGUAGCAACGGCCAUCCCUCCUCCAUAAUAUUCUGUCCUGUCAAUAUGUAUCCCGACGACCCAAGAUGUACCGAACUUGCGUAUCCCGACUUGGUCAACUUCGGCGUAUCUGUCUUCAUAGUCGUCGGUAUCCUCGUAUCGUACCUUCCACAACACUAUAAGAUCAUAGCACGUCGCUCAUCGCGUGGUCUCAGCCCCAUGUUUGUCCUGCUGGGCACUGUGUCUGGGACGGCCAGCAUCGCCAACAUCUUGACUCUACCGGAGAGCACAAGGGACAUGGGAUGCUGCAAAGAAAUUGGUAGCUUCCCAUGCGCAGCCGCUAUGCUCGGCAUAGUGCAAAUCGGUGUGCAGUGGAGUUGUUUCUUCUUCAUUAUGCUACUCUUUCUCAUCUUCUUCCCUCGAGGCUCCUCACCAGACGUAGAAGAAGGACAGGAUACAGACAUGCCCACAUGGAAAGAAGCAGUGCUCGUUCUGGGUGUGUCGCUCGCCUUCUUCGUCGUUGCAUUCAUCGGCUCCGUCGUCUUCGUAUACGCGCUUCCUUCACACGUUCGCGGAUGGGCCAACUUCCUCGGCUUGCUUGCCACGGUCCUCGCUGCAAUACAGUACAUCCCUCAGAUCUUCAUGACAUGGAGACUGCAAGAAACUGGCAGCUUGUCUAUUCCCAUGAUGUGCAUACAAACACCGGGGAGCUUCGUCUUUGCAGCCAGUCUUUAUGCGAGGCUGGGACCUGGGGGCUGGAGUGCAUGGGGCCUGUUCAUCUUUACGGGUAUCCUGCAAGGCUUCUUGCUAGUCAUGGGCCUCUCUUUUGUCUUGAGAGACAGAAAGGCCCAGAAAAGCCAGCAACUCGACGAUGCUAAUGGGAGUGAUACUGCUGGAGACAGCGAGAGGGCGCCAUUAUUGCAUGGCCAAAGGCCGGAACAGCAAAUGAAGGUUUCAAGUGCUAUCGUUCUCGCGGGCGCUGCCCAAGCAUUUGCUGCUGUGCGACCCCGGCCUUUAGUGUCAUCUGGCCCCAUCCAGGCUGAGAUCAAAACUGAGAAGUUGAUGAGCAACCUCAAGGCCUUUGACUCCAUCGCAAAAGCAAAUGGAGGCAAUCGUGCUUUCGGUCUCCCAGGUUAUGCUGCAUCUGUUGACUACAUGCUCGCCAAAACCCAGAACACACAUUUCAAGACAUGGACUCAGGACUUUCCUGCUCUUUUCAACAGAGUUGAUUCUAUCGAGUUCAGCGUGAGCAACAGUUCCUACCGCGUUAUUGGACUUUCAUACUCGCCAUCCACCACUCCGGAAGGUUUGACGCUGCCGCUUGUCCUGGGUCCUUCAGGAGCUGAAGGUUGCACAAACGAAGCCUACGACAGCUUGGAUGUCGAAGGCAAGAUCGUCUUGGUACAGCGAGGAGCAUGCCCCGAUGGCACAACCCUUGCUGGGCGCAUGAAGCCUGCCGCUGCCGCCGGCGCUUCUGCCGUAAUCAUCUACGCAAGCGACACAGCAAAUGUUACUGGCGGUACAUUAUCCAACCCCAACCCUGAAUACGUCUCCACUGGCUAUAUCAACCUCGCCGAUGCGGAACCCCUGGUUGCUCGCCUUAAGGCUGGCGAGACCAUUGAGGCGUACUUCCAGCAAACCCAAACCGUAGAAACGCGCAUUACGCAGAACGUCUUCACCGAGACCAAAGAUGGCGACCCAACCAACGUCAUCAUGCUUGGCGCACAUCUCGACAGUGUUCAGGCUGGUGCUGGUAUCAACGACGACGGCUCAGGCAGCACGCUGAUCCUCGAGAUCGCCAAGGCACUGAGGAGAUUCGGUGUCAAGAACAAAGUACGCUUCGCAUGGUGGGGUGCUGAAGAAAACGGUCUACUUGGAUCCAAGUACUACACACAGAAUCUGAACGCCACAGAGGCCAACAACAUCCUCACAUACCUCAACUUUGACAUGGUCUCCCGCGGCUACUUUGGUGUGUUCGAUGGUGACGGCAGCACGUUCAACCUCACCGGUGCCCCAGGAUCAGCUGCCAUUGAGAAGCUUUUUGUUGAGCAUUUCGAGAAGGAAGGCGUAAAUGUCACAGCAGCACGCUUCACUGGUGGAAGUGACUACCAAUCCUUUAUGAACAUCGGCAAACCUGUUGGUGGUCUUCACACCGGAACAGGUGUCGAGCAGGACCCUUGCUACCACCAGGCUUGCGACACCAUUGACAACCCCAACCCAGAGACGUUGACCAUCAACGCUAAGGCUGCUGCGCACGUACUCUCGAUCUUGGCUACCAGGGGUGAGGAAAUCAUCCCCAAGAGCCCAGUUAACGCAAGCAUGAUUACUGAGCGCGGUAUCAUCGGCGUUGAGCCCAGAUGGACGCUGCCUGCGGAGGGAGAGAUGCACCUAUCAACUUGCGGACACGAAAUCUAGAUGUAAAAACAAAAGAGUACACAAAUUAGCAAAGUCAAGAUUUGAAACAUGAUAUGAACUUAAUGAGCGAACCUCGCAUGACUUCUUGCCAAGGUUCUAAGAAUUACCAUU
Molecule: messenger RNA, 2580 nt
Organism: Alternaria alternata
Lineage: Eukaryota; Fungi; Ascomycota; Dothideomycetes; Pleosporales; Pleosporaceae
Product: Zn-dependent exopeptidase
Exons: 6
Coding region: 121-2469 (782 amino acids)
Biological process (GO): proteolysis
Molecular function (GO): metalloexopeptidase activity
Source: RefSeq, a predicted model, not a curated record